Messenger RNA from Tuber aestivum (summer truffle), 2049 nucleotides. Lineage: Eukaryota; Fungi; Ascomycota; Pezizomycetes; Pezizales; Tuberaceae. The record is from the annotation of a GenBank genome assembly.
AUGUUGGCGAGCCAAAACUUCACCGGUACAACUCGCCGUCUCCGCGAGGAGUCGGAUACCGACGACGAGGUCCUCGCCUCAACUUUAGUCGAUGAGGCACUUCGAGAUGACGGCGACUACGAUGACAUGGAAUCGGCGGGUGGGAGCCUCCAAAUAUCUGGUGAAAAUAUCCAACAGCGACUAGCUGCCGCAGCUACUCCCCUGGACUUUCAAGCCCCGCUACAGAAUCGGUUUGACAGUUACGACAAUUACUGUACUCUUUUUCACUUUAUCCUCAAUUCGGAUGGACCAGUGGAUCUAGAGCUACCGACUGUAGGUUCACUUUCACAUUAUGUUGAUACUCCUACGGGACAAGUGGACGCAACAACGGUAGCAUCCUGCGGAUUGAACGCCCCUGUUUCUUUGUUUCUGUGCUUCCCUAGAGGGAAUAAGCUGAUGAUGGUUCGCUGUUAGUACUACUGGGCUUGGGAUGUUAUCGAUGAGUUUAUCUAUCAGUUUAACAGCUUCUGCAGUCAUCGCAAUGUUGUGGCUCGGAAAGAGGCCGGUGGCAGUGAGGAGGAGAGAAAGCUGUUGUGUGAUAACCCGCAAACUUGGGGGUGCUAUAGUGUACUUAACGUUCUCUACUCUUUGAUCCAGCGCUCGCAGAUGAACGAGCAGCUCGCAGCUAUCAAGAAGGGACAGGACCCAAAGCAAGUGACCAUUUCCGAUAUUGGGGAUCAGAUGGAGCCUGGUGCUGAUUUGGGUGCUAUAGUGAGGUUUCUGGUGAAUAUGGGUCUCGCCCGUUGUACCGAAUGCUGGGCUACUUCAGUAUCAUUGGGCUGCUCCGGGUUCAUUGUCUGCUUGGUGACUUUACGCUGGCGCUCAAAACCUUGGAUGACAUAGAGCUGAACAAGAAGGCUGUCUUCGCUCGGGUAAUGGCAGCUCAUUUCACGACGUAAGCUUUCACUCCCGUAACCACUCUCUCUUCGGCUACAAUCGAUACUGACGCCCGCAUAGAUACUACUACGUUGGAUUCAGCUACAUGAUGAUGAGAAGAUAUGCAGAUGCCAUCAAGGCCUUUUCUCACAUCCUUGUCUACGUCUCACGAACCAAGAACUUUCAGAAGAAUGCCCAAUUCGAUUCCGUAUGUCACGUCAAUCGCUUCUACCGGUGUUCGUGCACCCGCUAGUGCUUGCUAACACCUUGCUUCCAGAUUACUAAGAAGAACGACCAGAUGUAUGCUCUCAUCGCUAUUUGUGUAGCUCUCUGCCCUACUCGCCUCGAUGACACCAUCCAUGCUUCUCUGCGUGAGAAAUACGGUGAGCAGUUUACCAAGAUGCAACGCGGAGGCCCCGAUGCCCUGCAAAUCUACGAGCAGCUGUUCAUGUCUGCAUGCCCUAAAUUCAUCUCUCCCAUCCCCCCAGAUUUUGAUAAGCCAGAGAGCAAUAUCGACCCCUCGCAACACCAUCUUCAGAUUUUUAUGGCAGAUGUACGGAACUCUAUGCUAGCGCCUACACUGAAGAGCUACCUCAAGCUAUACACUACCAUGGAUCUGAACAAACUUGCUGCGUUUAUCGAAGUUGAUCCUGAGGUUCUGAGGACUCAGCUGUUGGUUUACAAACAGAGGAGCAGGCAGACCAGAUGGAUAGAGGGUGGCCUGUUGGAAGGGGAUACUGUUAAUACCUCUGAUUUGGAUUUUGCCCUGCAAGGAGUAAGCCUUCCUGUAUUGCCCGAAAAGAAUCAUGUUAAUCAGUGCACCGUAGGACUUAAUUCAUAUCUCGGAAGCUAAGGUCGGAAGAAGGCUUGUGGACUGGUACCUCCGUAACCUUGCAAAGACCUAUUAAGUGAUGUGUGGGUGGAGGUAUGGGGUUGGUCUCUGGGAUGAAAAAUAAGGGGUUCAUGUAAUGGUGUCUCUGGGUUCUGUUUCCUUCAUGGCGUGGGAAAAAGUUAUACAAAAAAGAAACCAAAGUGAUCAUCGGUGGGUCUAGUUGAUGUUUUGCAACCAACCCCCUUGUGUAUAUUCAUAUACUCUCGGCGAGUAUGAUAUUUCAUGCCGAGUUUUUCCUUUCC